AUGUCAGAAUGCACAACAACAACAACAAACGUAACUACUACAAUUCGUUCUGUUACUGAUGAAGUGCCAUCAUUAAUUGCAUCGAAUGAAAAUAAAAAUUUUAAUAGUGAAAAAAAUUCAAAUUCUUCGCAAAAAGAAUUACGUGAACGACGUUCAAGUUCAUCAAGUUUUGCAUCAGAUUCAUCUUCAAGUGAUUCUAUAACAACAUUUACGAUAAAUCAGAAUAAAGAUGAUGAUGAUGCAAGUAGCAAUGAUGAUACAAAUUUAGAUUGGGCAAAUCUUCAACAACGCCUCCAUACAUUAAGACGAUUAAUGCCUAGUAUUUCAUUAUCAUCAUCAGACGAUGGGUCUGGAGUAGUUUUACCAACUGCUGAAUGUCAAGUAUGUCUCGAAGAAUCAUCAAUUCGUCCAUUAUCUUGUUGUUCAUCAACUGUUUGCUCAUCAUGUAUUUAUUCGCAUUUAUCGUCACAUAUCUCUGAAGCCCAAAUUCGUAUAGCAUGUCCAUCAUGUCCACAUAUAUUAACUCGUGAAGAGAUUUUGUUAUUAUUAUUAGAAAAGGAUACUAAUGGAGAAAUAGCCGAACGAUAUAAACGUUUUUAUGCUGAUAUUAACCGUGAACCACAUAUAAAGACUUGUCCACAAUGUUGUGCAAUAAAACAAAUUGAUAAAAAUUUAUUUCAAGGUGUUCGAUUGAGAAAAAAUAUUCCACGACGUGUUACGUGUGAUGAAUGUCAGUUUGAAUGGUGCUUUUAUUGUCAUGCACCAUGGCAUAGUAAAAUGACUUGUAAAGAAUAUCGUGAAGGAGAAAAAUUACUUCGAGUAUGGGCUGCCAAAACCGAUAAUAAUCAACAGAACGCUCAACGAUGUCCAAGAUGCAAAGUUUUCAUAUCAAGAAAUGGUGGCUGUCCACAUAUGAUUUGUUCAAAAUGUCAUUGUGAUUUCUGUUACAAUUGUGGGAAAAAAAGAAUGGGAUUCAAAUUUUUAGGGUCACACGAAAGUCGAUAUUCUCCCUUUGGAUGUAAAUAUAACUUAUAUCCAGAUAAGCCAAUUUUACGUUAUACAGUUCGUGGAUUAGUUGCUGGUGCUGCUACACUAGCUGCUCCUGUAGCAGCUGUGGGUGCUGUUGCAUUGUUAGCUGUAGGAACGACGAUUGGUGCACCAACUUAUGGAACAUAUCGCUUAGUUAAACACAUACGUAAUCGAAGGCGAGCUCGCCAUUUAAGAAGUCAAUCAACACCAUCAACUUUGAGUGAAGAUAAUCCAAAUGAUACUGAAGAUGAUGAUUUCAUUCGAGCGGUUGAAGCAAGUUUAUUAACAUUCAAAGAAGAAAUGGAAAAGCGAGAAGAUUCACCGAGAAAUCAUAUUGAUGAAAGUGACAGCGAUAGUUUGGAUGUUUAUUCAACUCAUGAUCAGCAAUCAGCUGAUUAG
Rotaria socialis is the source of this 1428-nucleotide messenger RNA. Lineage: Eukaryota; Metazoa; Rotifera; Eurotatoria; Philodinida; Philodinidae. The record is from the annotation of a GenBank genome assembly.